GGCUCAGACAGAGUAGAUCCAGAGCCCUCCUUUCAAGGCGUAUUGAAUGAAAGCAAUUUUUCAUGCUUUCUUUGAUUUUGGGGUUUUGGGGCAAUUUAUCUCUGAAGGUGAGAAGAAAGCCAUGUCAAGGUUUCAGGUCAAGCUUGGCCGGCAUUGGCAGGACUACGAGCACAAGGAAGACAAGAGAUUAAAGACUGCUUACAUGUCUGGACAGCGAACUGCUCGUUUCAAUAUGUUCAUCAAUGGCAAGAAGGAAAAGUACGAGGUCAACUUCAAGCAAAUGACCCAGGAGAAUCUCAUCAGCGGUGGCACUCGAGAAAUCCGGGCUCCGUACCGAAUGGAAGCCCCUGGCGGGCCAAUUCGAGAUGCGGACGACAAACCUAUGGAGCCAGGACCAACUAUUUGCAUCAAGGUACCUGAAGGUGCUGCAGGCAAGGUCAUCCAGGUGCCCCAUCCAAAGGCCAAGGGUCAGUACUUUGAAGUGAAAGUACCAGCAGAUGCAAAGGCUGGACAAGCAAUGCUCGUGCCUGUGCCAUCUUGGGAAGGUCGACUUGAUCCAGUUCGGGAGCAGUUCAAAAAGUGGGACAAAGAUGGCAAAGGUUACAUCAGCUUUGCUGAGUUGGCUGAGCUCAUAGCACAGCUGAACCCAGAGCUGAGCAGAACAGAGAUCAAUGAUCUCAUUUUGCAAGUGGACAAGAACCAAGAUUACAAGAUCUCCUAUGAUGAGUUUGCCACUUUCCUGGAGAUGGGGAAGGGAGGUCCGGCGCCAGUAGGAGGAGGUGGAGAAGGACCAACACCUGCAGCUGGAGGCACGGAUCCAGCGGCUGGAGCCGAAGGAAAGAAGGGUUGGAGCAUGGGCAAGAAGAUCGCAGUGGGGGCAGGAGUAACAGCAGGUGUAGCAGUGGUAGGCGCUGCCUGCGUUGCCGGUGCCCUGCUGGCGGAAGGAGAUGGCCUCGAAGACCUGGGCGACACGAUUGGUGAGAUUGCUGGGGAUGCCGGAGAUGCUAUCGGUGACGUUGCUGGCGAUGUUGGGGAGUGGAUUGCCGGUGCUACCGAGGAUGCAGGAGACUUCAUCAUGGACCUUUUCUGAGGAAUAUCGAGCUUGCAGCCAUCGCACAUGAUUGGCCCAUGGAUUGUGAACACAUGGUCACCACCUUUGAAGGAGAAACUGUGAUACUUUCUACCUGCUAGUCAUGCUAGUGUUGUACGAUCCCAUCUCUUCAAGAGAGAGAGAGCGGUGCAACCUUUGCAGUUGUGAAGUUGUGGACGGUGUUUCACCGCGCUCUCUCAAAAGUUGAGGAGGCGCUUCGCUUUCUGCGAUCAAAACAAGCUCACAAUUCCUUUUCGACAGUGCCAUCCAUGUACUGGCCUUUCUUGUUGCUUCUUUCACAGAACAUGGAGCUCUCGCGAUCUUUCUGCUCCACCUUAACUUGAGCGGCGA
Durusdinium trenchii is the source of this 1441-nucleotide messenger RNA. The record is from the annotation of a GenBank genome assembly. Lineage: Eukaryota; Dinophyceae; Suessiales; Symbiodiniaceae.